Molecule: messenger RNA, 1331 nt
Organism: Diospyros lotus (date-plum)
Lineage: Eukaryota; Viridiplantae; Streptophyta; Magnoliopsida; Ericales; Ebenaceae
Product: peroxidase 7
Exons: 3
Coding region: 172-1197 (341 amino acids)
Biological process (GO): response to oxidative stress; hydrogen peroxide catabolic process
Cellular component (GO): plasmodesma; plant-type cell wall
Molecular function (GO): heme binding; peroxidase activity
Source: RefSeq, a predicted model, not a curated record
CAGUAGUUGACUUUCCAUUAUACCAUUCAUAUAUAUAUAUAUAAAUGUCCAAUUGAACCCUCCAUUAAUGAUCAGCCGCAGCAACGCAUCCCCCUUCCUUUAAUUCAUUCAUUUAUUGUGCUUCAGGCUGCAGCUGGCUAGGAGAUAUAUCAAACCAAUACCAAUUCAACCAUGAAUAGUUCCGGCACCAUCUUGCUCCUCAAUAUUCUCCUGAUCCCCAUGCUUUCUGCAGCUUCUUACCAGCACGGCCAGUUCAACUCCAAAGAUCUUGAUCAUAACUUGCCAGACUUGGACAACGACGGCGGCCUCUCCUCCUCCUACUACCACCGGACAUGCCCCGACGCCGAAGCCAUCAUCAACCGCAAGGUCAAGCAGUGGGUCCAGAAGGACUCCACCCUCGCCCCCAGCCUCAUCCGCCUCCACUUCCACGACUGUUCCAUCAGGGGCUGCGAUGGCUCCGUUCUACUCGACUACGACGGCAGCGAGAGGCGAGCUAACGCCAGCAAGACGCUGCGGGGUUUCCAGGUGAUCGAUGACAUAAAGCAGGAGAUCGAGAACAAAUGUCCCAAGACUGUGUCUUGCGCCGACAUUCUGACGGCGGCGGCCAGAGACGCCACUGUCGAGGCCGGAGGCCCCUACUGGCCGGUAGAUUUCGGCAGGAAGGACGGCCGGGUCUCCGUCGCCCAGGAAGCCGAAGCCGUGCCCAUGGGCCGGGAGAAGAUCACCGAUCUGGUCGAGUUUUUCCAGUCCAAGGGAUUGAAUGUUCUCGAUUUGGUUGUCCUCUCUGGGAUGCACACAAUAGGAAGGAGCAGCUGCGAGAUGUUGCAGCACAGGCUAUACGACUUCGAGGGAACCGGGAAACCAGACCCCUCCAUUAAUGCCGGGUACUUGAACUUCUUGAGGAGAAAAUGCCGGUGGGCAUCUGAAUAUGUCCAUCUUGACGCCAACACGCCCAACACCUUCGACACCGCCUAUUACACGAAUCUGGAGAAAAAGAUGGGGCUGUUGUCCACCGAUCAGCUGCUCUUCUCCGACUCCAGGACUCGCCCUCUCGUCUCCACCAUGGCUUGCCAGCCUCAGCUUUUCUACCGGCAGAUGGCGGUGUCCAUGGCCAAGCUGGGCAACAUUCUCGAGUUGACGGACGAGGAGGAGGAUGAAGGCGAGGUUCGGGUGAACUGCAACCGAGCGAACCCCUAAUAAUUAAUUACUAGACUCGUUUUUGGUGCUUUGAUUCCUUCUUUUGUCCUUCUGAAGUUAUGCAAAUUAAUUAAUUAUGUGGGUGGCAGUGUAUGGCUUCCGAUGUUGCUGAUUAACAACACAGUUUGAAAUGG